GGGGCGUCCGCGCGGGUCGCCGAGUCGGGCUGUGCCCGAGCCUGCGCUUCCGGCUGGCGGUCCCGCUGCGCGUCCGUCCGUCCGUCCACCGCGCACCAUGGCCGCGCCGGCGCCGCGGGUCCUGCUGCUGCUGCUGCUGCUGCCGCCUCCGGGGGCCCACAGCGAGGUGUGCAUCGUGGCUGCUGGAGACAGCCUCUCCCCCAAGACCUGCCCCGUGUUCUGCUGCGGCACCUGCUACAGCCAGUACUGCUGCUCCGACGCCCUCAAGAAGCCCUUCUGGAGCAAGGGAGGCUGUGCCGACGUCCAGGACAGCUUGGCCAGUGUCAGGAAGAACCUGGAGGAGGCGGCCUCGUCGCUGGAGAAGUCGAACUCGUUGCUGGAGUUCACCUCCGACAUAGACAGUGACCCCCUGCCCGGGUUCGGGGCCACCAUUGCCAUCGGCCUGACCAUCUUUGUGCUCUUCAUCGUCACCAUCAUCGUGUGCUUCACCUGCUCCUGCUGCUGUUUGUACAAGAUGUGCCGCCGCCCCCGCCCGGUGGUGACCACCACCACGGCCACCACCGUGGUGCACACCCCGUACCCCCAGCCUCCAGGCGUGCCGCCCAGCUACCCCGGGCCGUCGUACCAGGGCUACCACCCCAUCCCCCCCCAGCCAGGGAUGGUGGCAGCACCCUACCCGGCGCAGUACCCACCGCCUUACCCGGCCCAUCCCGUGGGCCCGCCGGCCUACCACGAGACCUUGGCUGGGGACGCAGCCAUGGCCUAUCCUGCCAGCCAGCCUCCUUACAACCCAGCCUACAUGGACCCCCCGAAGGCCACCCGCUGAGCGCACUGCCUCUCUGGCUGCCACUUGAUGCCUCGCAUGUGUGCGUGCGUGCGUGUGCGUGUGCGUGUGUGUGCAUGUGUGUGCGGCUAUGCAGGCACGGCCUUUCUCCCCGUGCGGUGUGUAUGCCGUUUGUACACUUGUGAUGACAGGGUGGGACGCUCCUCACCAGAGUUGCUGGAACCGUACUUUGUUCUCUUCCUCACUUCAAAUUAUGCUUCCUUGACAUCUCAAGCAAAACUCAAAGAAUGGGGGGCGUUCCUGGCCAGACCGCCCAGGGAGGCCAGGUGGGGUCGUGGUCACUAGGACAGCCCAGCGUUUUGUGGGCAGAGCACACACACGUGGGGUCUGCAGUGGCCAGCCCCCAGAGGCCAUGCCUGCCCCCAGGUGUGGCCUCCCUUCCCGGAGCAGAGCUGGGAUGCGGGCAGUGGGUGGGGCCCGGCUAAGCUGGGUUUUGGUCCCCUCGUCCCCUGGAGCCAGGGGCAUUCCUGCACCCUCCCGGAGACCAUCUGGAGGCCACGCCCGCCUCGGUGCUGGCUGCCCUGCCCCCCGACACAAGUGGACAGGGUGGCCUCUGUCCACCUACACACUCAGGUGUCCUCCCUGCAGUGUCUUUGUUAUACUUUUAGCCAAACUUUUUUUUGCCUCUUUUCUGUUUUAAAAUGUUGCUGAGGCUGAAACCCCUGUGUCCUAGAGGGACACUGGCCCAGAGGAGAGGGACCAUCUGACCUGACAGUUCCUGCCUCCCUCACACCAGCUCCUGGACCCUAGUUCCACUGUCCUGGCAGCGGGGACAUGGCCACCAGCCUCUAGACCAAGGGGGUGGGGCCCCGGGGGCUGCUGGCCCAGACGCGAAUACCUCGGUGUCCCGUCUCUGUGACUGUCUCCAGAUCUGUCUCAACUUUGUACUGAUGAUGCGUUUCAGAGUCUGGGAUCUGCACCUUUGUUUAUAAUAAAGCAGACAUUUGGA
Molecule: messenger RNA, 1793 nt
Organism: Eptesicus fuscus (big brown bat)
Lineage: Eukaryota; Metazoa; Chordata; Mammalia; Chiroptera; Vespertilionidae
Gene: SHISA5
Product: shisa family member 5
Exons: 6
Coding region: 98-826 (242 amino acids)
Biological process (GO): positive regulation of canonical NF-kappaB signal transduction
Cellular component (GO): endoplasmic reticulum
Source: RefSeq, a predicted model, not a curated record